Molecule: messenger RNA, 750 nt
Organism: Diaporthe citri
Lineage: Eukaryota; Fungi; Ascomycota; Sordariomycetes; Diaporthales; Diaporthaceae
Exons: 2
Coding region: 1-750 (249 amino acids)
Source: RefSeq, a predicted model, not a curated record
AUGGCGGCGGUAAGCUCAGGUUCCACUGCCGAUUCUCUAUCGUCGCGCGCUGCAGAGUAUCUUGCACAAGACCGAUUCCAUCAACGGUUCACACUGCCUGCCACAGCAGAGCACGGCGAGCUCCAAAUGGCGAAGAACCUGCCUACCAGUAUAUUUGGCGCUUGGCAUCACAUGCCCAAGAUUGUAUCGGCUGGUGGGACAGCGUUCAACAAAAUCUCUAAACUACUGCCUUCGAGCAGCGGUGUCAACGCUGCGGAGACGCCACCGCUGGAGAGAAACCGCCAGAGGAUAGAGCGCGACUAUGGGCUGCCGGUGGAGCUGCAGAAGGAGCUGCAAACCCUGACACUUAAGGCUAUUUUCAGCGAGAGCAUGGUCGGCGCAGAUAGCGAGGCACUGUGUUGCCUCCGGAAAGGGCCUGCUGGGUUGUGGGCCGACUGCGAUGACUAUGCGCUCUUUGUCAGGAAGCUGGCCGAGCUUGAGAGAGGCCGACGAGCAGAAGAUGGCGGUGAUAACAGAGAAAAGCUGAGAAUAAGUGCUUACUUUGCCGAGACCGAUUCUAUGAUUGGUAAAAGAGGCCAAAGCUACAUGGAGGAUUGCUGGAAAGGUAGUGGGGAAGGCGAGUUUCAGGACGUGCUGGAUUUCACGACCACGACAGUCAGAGAGACAGAUCACGACAGUGUCGUACAGUCCGUCGAGGUUUUGGAGCAGAUAUUUCUCGAUGCUGGUGGUGCUGCGCCAUCAAGCCUUUAA